Molecule: messenger RNA, 4041 nt
Organism: Fusarium graminearum PH-1
Lineage: Eukaryota; Fungi; Ascomycota; Sordariomycetes; Hypocreales; Nectriaceae
Exons: 5
Coding region: 1-4041 (1346 amino acids)
Biological process (GO): transmembrane transport
Cellular component (GO): membrane
Molecular function (GO): ABC-type transporter activity; ATP binding; ATP hydrolysis activity
Source: RefSeq, a predicted model, not a curated record
AUGACUUCAACUUGCCUCAACGACGGCUCCUGGGGACCUGGCGUCCAAGGGUGCCGAGGCGACUUUGACUUUACGCAGAAAUUCGAGCGUAUAUUUCUCUCUAUUAUACCGACUUCUGUAUUUAUUGCUUCGGCGAUUGCGCGUGUAGCUGUUUUGGCGCAGAGGGAGAGGAUUGUCAAUGGCGUGCUUUUACAAUUGGUCAAACUUCCUGAAGCGUGGUCAGCGAUUCUACGACCAUCGACUCUACUCAACAUCUACGUUUUGCUUACACUUUUGUUCGAUAUCGUGCAAACCCGCACAUCAUGGCUUCUCGUCAGUGGAUCAUCGCAACAGGCUCGUCUAUUCACAGCUUCCGUCGUGGUCAAGGCUGUCAUCCUCUGUCUAGAGACAAUCCCCAAAACAAGAUGGAUUCACUGGGUUGCAGAGGAGCAUAGCCCCGAGGAAUCGAGCGGGGUGUUCAGCGUUGGAGUGUUUGCGUGGUUGAACCGGCUCUUCGUUAGAGGUUAUCAAGGGGUCUUGAAGAUAGAGGAUCUGUAUCCUCUUGAUGAGAGCAUGGCCUCAAACGGACUACAGAAGCGAUUCGCAAAACACCUCCAGAUUCAUCGGUACAACCAAGAGCCCAAAUCAGGCCUGUUGAAGGACUUGGCUAGAACGCUCAUAGGCCCGAUCCUCCUCCCCGUUGCCCCUCGCGUUGCCCUCAUCGCCUUCCAAUUCUGUCAACCAUUCUUCAUUGACUCUACAUUGAACUAUCUUCAAGCCCCAGAGACCCCCAACUCCAAAAGUGUCAGCUAUGGUUUGGUUGGCGCCGCGUUUCUCAUUUACGCCGGAAUAGCAGUCUCCUCAGCCUUUUACGGUUAUUACAUGGAGAGGGCCACUUAUAUGAUUCGAGGCUGUCUGGUUGCUGCUAUCUACGAAAAGACCACACAAAUGAAGAUUACAGCUGCUGACGACUCUGCUGCAUUGACUCUUAUGAGCUCGGAUGUUGAACGGAUUCUUAGGGGUGCCAAGAACGCGCACGAUCUCUGGGCAAAUCCCAUCGAGGUGGCCAUUGGGUGCUGGCUUCUCUACGGAAAGCUCGGCGCAGCAUUUAUCUCUCCUCUUGUCGUCAUUUUAGUUUGUGCCUUGCUACUCUCGUGGUUGAUCACGUUGGUAGGCAAGAGGCAGAGCGAAUGGAUGAAUAGGAUCCAAAACAGAGUCGGCUUGACUUCGAAUGCGAUUUCGCAAAUGAAGCUAUACAAGAUCUCGGGCAUCACCGGCCCUGUAGCGGAUCUUAUUCAGAGUCUCCGCGUAGGAGAGAUCAAGGUUGGAAACAGCUUCCGCUGGCUAUUGAUUCUGGCUGCGAUAUUGGGAUUUACACCUGUUGCUAUUUCACCUCCGGUUACUUUUGCUUUCACCUCGCGAGAGUUGAAUAUUAACACGCUCUUCACGUCGCUGUCGUAUAUCCUUCUCUUCACAACGCCUGUCGUGGCUCUCUUUCAGAGUCUGCCUGGUAUCUUUGCUGCUUUGACCUGUGUGGCUCGAGUACAGAGAUUCCUUGCAGCGGACCCUCGCAACGACUUUCGAGAACAUCAAUCCGACCUGCUAUCCGAGAAGAGCUCUUCAGAUGAUGCUUCGGAAGUUGCUUUCUCCAUUGAGAAUGGGUGCUUUGGAUGGGGAGGCGAGAAGAUGACAUUAAGAGACAUCAAUGUUUCUAUCCCCGCCCAUAAACUCACCAUUGUGGUUGGCGAAGUUGCCUCGGGAAAGACUACCUUUUGUCAAGCUCUCCUCGGUGAACUACCCGUAUCUUCAGGUACGAUCAAGACCUUGAUUCCCUCUCAUCGCAUCGCGUAUUGCGAUCAAUCCGUCUUUCUCUACAACGGAACGUUCCGACAAAACAUCAUCGGUCACUGCGCCUUUGACCAGGCAAAAUACGAUGAGAUCAUUGAAGCCACCAUGCUCUCCCAAGAUGUAGCUCUCUUGCCACAAGGUCACAACGCCAAUAUUGGGAGCAACGGUAUCAUGUUGUCCGGUGGCCAGAAGCAGCGACUCAGUGUGGCACGGGCAUUAUACUCUGGAGCAAAUUUGAUGAUCUUUGAUGACAUACUCAGCGGUCUGGACUUGGGGACUGAAUCUGAACUGUUCCGUCGCGUUUUUGAGGGUAUAACUCGUCGGAGGAAUGUUACCGUCAUUAUAUGUACUCACUCGGUGCGUCACUUGCCGCUUGCAGAUCAUAUUAUUGCUCUUGGUAACGGCACUGUCAUUGAGCAAGGAGAUUUCGCAGAGUUGAUGCGAAACAACAAGUACGUUCACAGUCUUGGUGUUAAGCACAGAGAUACAGAUUCCUCAUCGGAAAAUGACAAGUCUGAAACAAUAGUCACUGUUCCUGCUGUCAGGAUCGUGUCGUCUUCCGCUGCGGAGGCAGCAGAGGAUAAAGCAAGGCAGCAAGGCGACUUUUCCAUCUACAAGCAUUACUUCAAAAGCGUUGGGACAUGGGCAGUCGUCGGUGUCGCACUAUCAGGAAUGCUAGCAGGAACAGAACUUCACCAACGGGCUAUCCUCACUGUCAUCUCCGCACCGUUGAGGUUCUUCACGACGACUGACACGGGCGUGGUGACGAAUCUUUUCUCUCAGGAUAUGACCAUUCUCGACAGUGAAUUACCCCUGGCACUUUGUAAUUUCACUUUGGAUAUAUCAAUUACUAUAGGAUCGGCGUUUGUGGUGGCAUCUGCUUCUCCGUAUCUCGCCGUUGGAUAUCCUUUCCUAGCCGGAAUUCUCUAUUUUAUCCAGAUGUUCUAUCUUCGUACGUCAAGGCAGCUGCGACUGCUUGAUCUCGAGGCAAAAAGUCCCCUGUACUCGCAUUUUAGCGAUACUAUGAGAGGUAUCGCAACCAUCAGAGCUUUUGGAUGGCAACAGAACGACAUAGUAUACAACAACCAACUCCUCGAUACAUCCCAACGCCCUGCAUAUCUGCUAGCCAUGAUUCAACAGUGGUUGGCUUCAUCACUACGUCUCAUCGUCACCGGCAUCGCUGUUAUCCUCGUCGCAUUGGCAACUCAGCUUCGAACCAACGCGGGUUUGACAGGUGCUAGUUUAAUUUCUCUUCUGACAUUCAGCGAGAUCAUGUCCGAUGUCAUCAAAAGCUAUACAUCUCUGGAGACGUCCCUGGGCGCUGUCAGCCGCUUGAGAUCUUUCAGCGAGACUGUUGCGACAGAGAAUAUGCCUGGAGAAGAUAUCGAGCCACCCGAGACUUGGCCUCAAAAUGGACAUGUUCAGAUUGGCAAAGUGUCCGCUUCUUACGACGUUGAUGCGAAUAGUCAGGAGGAAACUGAGCUUAACCUUGUACUGAGAGACCUAGAGCUGGAUAUCCUUCCAGGACAAAAGGUUGCGAUCUGCGGCCGUACAGGAAGUGGAAAGUCUACUUUGAUACUGCUCCUCCUACGACUCCUGGAUCCUUUGUCAUCAUGUUCUACCAACAUGAAGAUCGACGACGUAAACUUGCACGAGAUUGACCGAGCCACUCUACGCAAACGCAUCAUUUGUAUCCCUCAAGAGGCAGUCUUUCUACCAGACGGAAGCUCCAUCAAAGCAAAUAUUGAUCCUUACAACGCAGCUACUGACGCCGAGUGCUUCACUGUUCUCAACACAGUUCGUCUAACCAACUUUGUCCACGACAAGGGCAGUUUAAACGCGGGCAUGAGCGCCGAAGAUCUAAGUGCUGGACAAAAGCAGCUUUUCAGUCUUGGCCGAGCAAUUCUACGUCGUCGAGUUCGCGAUCGGGGUGAGAAGAAACAGGGCGGACUACUUCUGCUGGAUGAAGUGAGCAGUAGUGUGGACAGAGCCACCGAUAGGGCAAUGCAGGAAAUCAUAAGAGAUGAGUUUGAGAGUUAUACUAUUGUCAUGGUUUCGCAUCGGCUGGAGAUGGUUAUGAAGUACUUUGAUAGGGUUGUUGUGCUUGACAAGGGGAGUGUUGUGGAGGACGGUGGGCCGAGGGAGCUUGUUGAGAGGGAGGGGAGUAGGUUUGGAGAGCUUUGGGGUAUUGAGAAUGAUGGCAAGUCUGAGUAG